Molecule: messenger RNA, 3031 nt
Organism: Seminavis robusta
Lineage: Eukaryota; Bacillariophyta; Bacillariophyceae; Naviculales; Naviculaceae
Source: the annotation of a GenBank genome assembly
CCAACUCCCAGACCUACUCCAGGCCCCACACCAGGACCUACCCCUGGUCCAUCUCCAGGCCCCACUCCUGGUCCCACCCUGGACCAACACCAGGACCCACUCCCGGACCCACUCCUGUCAUUGGUGCUGGAGCAUCCAUGCAUUCAAGUAAGUGCAAGCCCUUUGUACGUUGUGUUGGUCCCCAGCCAGUUUGCUGCCCCUGAUCCCUGGAACAAAAUCCCAAGUUUUGCCUCUUCUGUCCCCCCAUUGCUAAUCUAGCUAGCUAGAAGUAGACCCCCCUUUGAGGAGCCAUUACAUACAGGACGUCAAAGCUGGACUGGACUGCGAACUUCUGGGUCUUGCCAGUUCCCUUUUGCUACGUCACUUCCACUCAUAGGUCCAACGACGAAUACAUGAGGCACAAUAACCCUCUUUAGUGACUCUGCCAUUUGGUUACUUAGGAAACGAAGCAUUUCACUGUUUUCUUUGAGUCAUCCUUGACUGGGGCAGCAACUUAGAGGAAGACCCUUCUUGACUGACAGGACCGCGAUCACAAAUUUAAAAAUUCAACUUGCAACCUCCUCCUCGAUCGUCUUCUUGAAGAAGCAUCCCACCAUGACGACAAUGAGGCCGUCUCUAGCAGCUUUAUUACUCCUGCUGCUGCCCUUGUUGUCUUGUUAUGCGGAAACCGUGGGACUGGAGUCGGUGAAGAAACGAGAAAAUGGCCCGAUUCCACCCAACACUCAACGAGCUCCAAGUCGCGAACAACCCGCCAAGAACAAGGGUCUUCCCAAAGCGUUGGCCAGUGGCACGCAGUACAUUAUCGGUGGCGAAGUGGUGACGUCCCGAAGUGAAUAUCCCUACUUUGUCCAAUUGCCGGGAUGUGGAGCUUUUCUCAUUCAUGAUGAUAUCGCUCUGAGUGCCGCCCAUUGCGACGUGGUGAUCCAACCCCUCAAUACGCGUGUCUUGGUGAAUGGGAUUGAGGUCGAUACGGGUAUUCAACGAACCGUGGACCGCAGCCUUCAGCACCCCCUGUACGAUGGGUGGCGAUCCGACUAUGAUUAUCUCGUCUUGAAACUCGACUCCAGCGCAUUGGUGGAUGCGAGUGGCAAUCCCACCGGCGCUGCCAAGGCGGAAUUGAAUGCGGAACGAGAAAUUCCCGCUCCUGGUGAUACACUGACGGCCAUUGGGUACGGUCGUUACGACAAUGAUUCGUACGAAGGCAGCGACGUCUUGUUGGAUGUCGAUUUUGAAUACAUUGACGACGAUACCUGUACGGAACGAUGGGGACCCGACUAUUUUGUCCGGGACGUCAUGUUUUGUGCCGGUGUACUAGAAGGAGGCGGUAAGGGAAGUUGUAAUGGCGACAGUGGUGGUCCCGUCUUGGAUCAAAACACGGGUACCAUUGUGGGGAUUACAUCGUACGGCAGUGGCAAGGAAUGUGCGUCGGCGUCCCGUCCCAACGUCUACGCGCGUGUAUCGGGGGCAUCGACGUGGAUUCGCAAUACCCUCUGCGAAUUGACGGACUAUCCUCCCGAUUAUUGCGACGGAGAUGGUGGUCCUACAGUGCCCGAUCCCGGUCCGGGGGAUGUCUCCAUUUAUUUUGAUCUCGAUGGCAAAGCCAAUGAAACUGGAUUCUCCUUUACACACGAUGAUUCGGGAUAUGUCUAUGCCUACGCGACCUUUAAUGAAUCCAUGAACAAUCAAGAAUACUCCAUCAGUCUACAAGAUUUGCCCGUCGGAAACUAUACGCUGGCCGUCAAUGAUGCCGCGGGAGAUGGAUUUUGCGACUAUUUCAGCGGCGCCGGCUGUCAAGGUGCCUUUGCCGUCGUCGACGACAAUUCCGAAUCCAAUUUUCCCGUUUACAUUAACGACAACUUUUACUAUUACUACAUUGGCGUCAAGUUGGAAAUUGACAAUGACGGUGUGCUCGAAUAUCGUUAUGAAACCUAUUGGCCCGGAUCGUCCUUUGAACCAGCCGACAAUUAUCCCCAAUUGUACGAUGAACUCUGGCCCGGACCGCAUCCCACCGAACCUUCCAGUGUCUACAUUAAUCUCAAACACGAUGAUUUUCCCGGAGAAACACGAUGGCAUCUCUAUCAACACAGUGGCGGUCAUACGUGGUCCACAGUCACGUCGUACGAUGGUGGGACAGAUGCACCCUUUAACGAAUUGGUCUCGGUCGAAUUGAAAGACUUGGAAUCGCCGGGUUGGUACCAUUUCUCCAUUGAAGAUUCGCGGGGAGACGGUAUUUGCUGCUACUACCGACGUGGAUGGGUCGCCAUUACGGCCGUUCUCGAGGUCACCGAGAAACCCGGCAUGGUAUGGGGAAACAAUGGUGAAUUUGGAGAUGGAACCGAAAUCUUUUUCCAUUUGGACGAAAACGGCAUGGUCAGUGAGUUUUCCGCGCAGCGUCCCAGUGCCGCGAGGUUGUAGACGGCUGGUGGCAUGUGGUAGCGUAGACACUCUUUGCCGAGCUGUCUUGCAAUAAAGGGGACAGCGAGAAAGCAAAUUAGGAGAACCAAAUCAACAAACAAACCAACUAGAAGAACCAAACUCUAGAGAUCAUAAGUGCUCUGGCAGGUGAAAUUAGAAUGAAACUUUUGUCAAGCUGAAUAGAUUGGUGCUCUCAGCCAGAACUCGGGGAAAGGGCACUGUGUCUGAUCUUUCCUCGCUUAAUAAAAAAAAGAGAGCUAGCUGGUGGUAACAGACGAGGCAAAACACGUUCAAAGGACAACUAGAAGCAAAUCUGGGUUCCAAGCCGCAGAACAAAUAGAGCUGGAACGAAAAAGAACCCGGCCCAGCAUUUGGUUGUUUUGCCUUGAGUUCUGGCUCCUUCCAGCUGGCAAGGGGCUGGCAAUUCGUUUCUCAAGCUAGCUAGAGGGAGUCAGCAGUGAAGGGGAAACGACCAAAGGCUGCAUCGGUGGCUGAGCUUUUGCUGUCUGGGCUGUAUAGCCGGAACAAUAAAAGAGGCACGGUACGGAUGAAAGCUCCGAGCCCUGCAAUCCACAAGGAAACGACGCCUUCAUUGUUGCUCUAUGUUCUUUUGGCU